This is a messenger RNA of Prorocentrum cordatum, 1916 nucleotides long. The record is from the annotation of a GenBank genome assembly. Lineage: Eukaryota; Dinophyceae; Prorocentrales; Prorocentraceae.
CUUGGCCCGAACCCGCUGGGAGGGCCAGGCUUCACUCUGAUUGUACUGUCUGUGUUCUUAAUCAUACGUAGGACGGCUGCCCUGGCGGCCUCGAGGGCCACCACAGAACCACGGGGACACGGAUAGGAGGCUAUGGGAGCAGGCUCCCUGUCUGGGUGGCCCUCAAGGGCGGCCGAGCGGUCGCGGCCCCCCUGCGGUGGCAUCCGCCCGGCGAUGCCCUCGGCUUCGGCCGCCGCCAGGGCGGUGUCCCUGCUCGGCCUGGCGUGCCUCGUGGGCGUAGUGGAUGCCGAACCAGCCGGCGCGCCCCUGGAUUCCACCUGCCUCUUGCAGGAGCGGGCGGAGGUGUCGUACACGGAUCUGCCCAGGGGAUCCGUCGCCGCUGCGCCCACGAUGCCCAACGAGACAGGAGUCGUUGAGCUCGCCGCCUCUGGAGCGCGACAGCUUCGCACGGAGCCCGACCUGCUGAGGGUCGACAGCGACUUCCCAGGCUGGGUGGACGGCGACGACUCCCCGCGCGGCAUUAUUCGCGCGAAUCUCGAUUUCUCCCCGCAGACCAUGUGGUACACCGCUAUCUUCCCGAGGAUUGCGCGCGCGGCGCCAGACGGCGACGAGGGCCUGAACUUCUUCAAGGCCGCGCCUGUCGGAUCUUGGAUGUUCCUCCUUGGCACCUGCGUGGCCCUCUGCCUCCUGGACUGCUUCGUGCUGGCCCGCUUCCCCAGCACCUUCCGGUGGCACGCGGCGGCCGUCGGCUUCUGGGUCCUGGCCGCGGUGGGGUUCAACCUGGUGGUCCUCGUGAUCGAGGGCCGGCAGAGCGCCUUCCAGUGGGCGACAGGAUACCUGCUGGAGUGGAUGCUCUCCAUGGACAAUCUCUUCGUGUUCCAUCUGGUCUUCACGGCAUACAAGACACCCGCUGACCAGAUCCACAAGGCGGCAUUCGUGGGCAUCCUGGGCGCCGUGAUCAUGCGCAUGGUUUUUUUCAUGGUCGUAUCGACGCUGCUGAAUCUCUUUGGCUGGAUACGCUAUCCCUUUGGCGCCCUUCUCAUAUAUAGUGGCGUGGAGGCCGCCCGCAGCGAGGACGACGACGAUAUGGACCCUAGUGAGACAAGGCUGGUGAAGGGGCUUUCCCAGCUCCUUGGCCCUCGACUGGUGGAAAAGUACGACACGGAGGGCAGCAUGUUGGUCUGGAACGCCGAUGGGCGUUGGCAGGUGACGCUCCUGGUGAUGGUCAUCGCGUGCCUGGAGUUCACCGACGUGCUGUUCGCCCUGGACAGCGUGAGCGCCAAGGUGGCCCAGAUUCCGGACCAGUUCUUGGCCUUCAGCUCGACGGUGCUCGCCAUGUUCGGGCUGCGAUCCAUGUUCUUCAUCCCGCUGCGCUGCCGCGCGAAGCCUUGACGCCUCCUCGCCGCGCUCGGGGCGGGCGUCGGGGGGGGGGCGGGGCGGCGGGCCGCCCCCCCGGGGGGCAGGAGCGACGGAGCGCCCCACCCGCGCAUCCGAGUGUGGCUCCACGUCCUGGUCGGAGUGCAGGCAGCAAGCAGCCAUGGGCUUGAUCCAACACGCGACGACCGCAUGUUCGGGGCCAACACAUGUGGCGACCUGACUCAUGGCGCGCAGGAAGCGGAACGCACGAACCAUCACAGCGUAGACCCCAAUCAUGUUUUACUGUGUUCUGGUCGGAGACUGCUUGCUGCAAGGCGACGCGUGGUUGCCAGCGUGGACCCCGAACACUGAGGUAUUGCACUGAGGAUGUGUAGAGCUGGUGGUGGGUGCAAGCUAUGUGGUACAAUCUUUCUGGUUUGGAUUCUGUGGUGCAAGCUGUUUUGUCAGAUUUAUGUGGUGCACGCCGUGUGGUGAACUCUACGUGGCGCAGUAUAUUGUUGAGGCCUCCGGCCAGUGCCGCCGACCCGGGACGAUCCCGC